Messenger RNA from Polypterus senegalus (gray bichir), 1802 nucleotides. RefSeq names its product dystonin-like. Lineage: Eukaryota; Metazoa; Chordata; Cladistia; Polypteriformes; Polypteridae. The transcript is spliced from 2 exons. Bases 633 to 1070 code for a protein of 145 amino acids. The record is from RefSeq and is a predicted model, not a curated record.
GCGGUGGUCAGCAUACAGUAUGUGUGUGCGUGUGUCGGUCUGUCAUUAUAAUGCACAAAUUAAACAUUAUGCUUCGGUUACCUAAAUGGAUGACAGCAGUUUUAACUUUUGAUUUCCUUUCAGCGUCACGUCUUUUAUUGAGUUUCUUUUGCUCUCGCUCUGAACCCCGAUGUGUGAGUUUAGUGCAUGGACUGAAGGAAUCAGGGAGGUGGGUGUUUUUGGGGAAAAAGCCUAAUGGGUGGAGCCUCUGCAUUUCGCCUAUAUUCACUUACAGAUUUUUUUAACGGGUUGUCCCCGCACGGGUAUUUUCAUUUGAGAAUCAUGUCUGCCCCCGACAUUAUCAUAAUUCAAAACACAAUAAAUAAUGCAGGCAGGAUCGCCACAAACAUUGAAUUUUGUUGUUCCGUUUGUAUCGGGUUGCAUUGUGGUCCUAGAGGCACGCCAUUUUGGCUCUGUGCAUAUUCUUUAUAUGGUGGGAUGACAAAUAAGGCUGACUUGAUUUGAUACAAAAUGAACAAAUAAAGCAACUUUGCUCUCAUCAGCAAGUUCAAGUUCCACUUCUGAACCUUUUACAUAUGGCGCCCUAAUGUCCUGUGAGGACGCGUAAUAUAUUGAGAGGAGAUAGCAGACCCAUGUCUAACUUUUCUCAUAUUCCAUGUCUCCUUUGUCAACAGGGUACACCGAUACAAGGAAGCAAACUACGUCUUCCCGGUUAUUUGUCUGGAAAAGGGUUCCAUUCUUUCGAGGAGAGCAGCCUAAUAUCAGCUGCAGCAACCAAAGCCAGGACGCCACUCUCAGACAUCAAGAAAACCCCAAGCCGACCUGGAAGUCGCCCCGGAAGCAAAGCAGGCAGUCGGGCGAGCAGCCGGCGAGGCAGCGACGCCUCGGACUACGACAUCUCGGAAAUCCAGUCUGUGUGCUCAGACACGUCCGAGACGGCGCCCGAAAGUAGCAAAGCGUUGUCGCGUGCUGGAUCCCGGCCCUCGUCCUCGAAGCCUUCAAAGAUCCCCACUCCCAAGAGGAGGUCUCCUGCUGCUAGCAAGUUGGCCGCCAAGCCUUCAAAGAGAUAGUUACGAGUUCCUGGGGCCUGGCAGAGUUGCUCUAACGUGCAUUACGUCAGAUAUUUAAAGGCUGUGAGAUGUAAAAUAUUCUGUAGAAAAUGACUGUUUUAAUAUUGCGCCAGGAGGACCUGAAUGCGGUUGGCCUUAUGUGUUAUUUGUCCUGUUAUUUUAUUUCAUGUGAAUAACGUUCUGUCAGAUGAUCACUGCGGAUUUAGACUGUUUUUGUCAGUUAUCCCUAACGGGGUAAGCGAGAGACUUUAUUAUAAAAGCUAAGCUGACAUUUGUACACACUAACGUGUAAACGCGACACUAAGUAACAUGUGAGGAGAACGUUGCUGAAUGAAUGUACUGUAAUUUUGCUGGACUUUCACCUAUUUAAGUUAGGCGGUGGCUUCUGCCUGACCUUAACACGUAAUUUAUUUAUACUGACUGUGCAAUGAAGUUCGACCAGAAUCCAUACGGAAGAGACACUAAGUAGGGAAUCCGUGAAACACAAACGCCGGUGUGAAUUGAACGGCUCACGCUCCAGAAUCACAAUCGGACUUCACGUUACGCACCUGCAGAUGUUACACUUAACUUUCAUGAUCUCCGAGCGAUUUUGUGCCAUUUAUUUUAACCGUGUCCAGGGCCGUAUACGGACUCCGAGAGGCUUCGCUAACAUCACUAGGAAGGGCGUCCAUGUCACUGUACGGGUUUCAUUUCGCUUGAGUGGACAGGACUGCUGUAUCAGUUCAUUUUGUU